AAGCACCUUUCCGAAGCGUUGAAAGAAUUCGAACGCGUCUAUUCUCCAAGUACUUCCGGUUCAUCUUGCUUGAGUCGAGUUGGAGACAACAUUUCGGGGACAAGAAUGAGAGUUCGAAGACCCACCCACGACAAGGUUAUAACCACCGAGGCACAUUGCGUGAGCAUUCUUCCAGUCUAAUGACCUGUCCGUCAAGUACUUCCGUGUCAUCUCGCUCGGCUCGGAACGUAAAGGAACGUUCCUCGGCAAAAACAAGAAUCCGAGAACAACAAGAAGAAAACAAAUGAGGAACGUCGGUUUGCGAAAGGAGUGAACAACAAAAAAAUAUUCAUAUCGAAACUGUUGGAAACGGUUGACGAUUGGCUAAAGGUCGUUCAAACUGAACUGAAUAAACUGAUAUCCGGAAAGAGUUUGAGAUCCCAAGAAGCUGUCACCGGGGUCGCAGAUGUGCUGGAGCCUAUCCCAGGUGUCUUCGGGCAGUAGAUGAGGAGUUACGUUUAGGGAUGGAUUUGUCUCAGAGAGACAGGCUCUCUGAGCUUGUCGAGGAGCUUACCACUUCUGGACAGCUGAAGAUCGACAAGGAAAAAAUCAGGGAAGUCAAGAAGAUAUGCAAGGAGUCUAACGACUACAUCGAUCAUGUCUACCACUCAUUAAUGUCCCAGCUCAACCAAGACCAUGCUGAGAUCCGUCUGUCAGCCUUUCAGAUAGCCAGUGAACUUUUCCCCAAAUCACAUCACUUCAGAACCCUCCUGGUGGACAACUUCCAGGAAUUCUUGGAGUUGACUGUAGAGACCAACAUUGAGCGGCCUCUGCCCCCUCCUCAACUAGUAGCCAGGAAACUUAGAUCACUUGCUAUCCAGACUAUCCAGACCUGGCAGUCCUCUUAUGGGUCAGCAUAUAAGAAGUUGGAGCUGGGUUAUUAUUUUCUCAAACAGUUUAAAAAGGUGGACUUUCAGGAUGCUGAGGCCAGGACAGUAGCAGAGCGAGAACGAGAAACUGAGAGACAAAGGAAAAUGGAGAGGAUAUACAGCAAGAGACUGAAAGCAGCCAUGAGAGAUAUGGAGGACUCCUCCCCAGAUAUUGAGGUUGCACUGACAGAAUUAGACUCCUGUUUGAAGCUGCUUUCCCAUGAGUUCCCCCUUCUAGACAGCCUGACAACUAACAGCUGCCCGCUCACACAACCAACCACUGGAUGUUUGUCGGAUGAUGAACAACCCUGCUGUAGCAAAAACUUAAUGAAUGACAGAACACAGAAGAUGCAAGAAAGCAAAGAAAAUGACAAUGAGAAUAGAGAAGAGUGGGAGGAGAAAAAAACAAAGAAAAAGAAGCAUAAAAGGUCUGAAAAUGAAGAAUUAAACAGGAGUAACAAACAGAACAAAGGUGAGAUGGAAGGGGAACAAAGGUAUAAGAUGAAACAUGAGGACAAGACCAGACGUGAAGCAGAAGAGGAGGACCCCCUUCAUGGAGACUCAUUUAUUCGAAACUCUGGCCUUAUCUCUCGCUCAUAUUGUCUGGACUUGAACCUUAGUCAUGGUCUUCAUGUAGACGAGACAGAGGAUAAUGAAGCUGUAGUUUCCACAUUGUUAGACCUACAAAGACUACUAUCAACCAAGCACCUACCAGCUGUGCGCCAAUGGGUUCAGGUCUUCACGAAGUCAGGUGCUAAUCAGCGUCUGUUGAGUAGAGCACUGUAUCUUAAAAGCUCCCUCGAAGCUUCCCUGCUGAAAUUGAGGAAGUUGAACAUUGACUCUCAGAACAGAGUUAACAAAACGAUGUAG
Molecule: messenger RNA, 1778 nt
Organism: Hippocampus comes (tiger tail seahorse)
Lineage: Eukaryota; Metazoa; Chordata; Actinopteri; Syngnathiformes; Syngnathidae
Product: UV-stimulated scaffold protein A-like
Exons: 10
Coding region: 504-1778 (424 amino acids)
Biological process (GO): transcription-coupled nucleotide-excision repair; response to UV
Cellular component (GO): chromosome
Molecular function (GO): RNA polymerase II complex binding
Source: RefSeq, a predicted model, not a curated record